This is a messenger RNA of Trypanosoma brucei brucei TREU927, 936 nucleotides long. RefSeq lists its product as hypothetical. The record is from RefSeq and is a predicted model, not a curated record. NCBI's taxonomy places the organism in Eukaryota, Euglenozoa, Kinetoplastea, Trypanosomatida, Trypanosomatidae. The coding region runs from base 1 to 936 and encodes 311 amino acids. The transcript has a single exon.
AUGUCCAUCCACCAAACAAAAGUCUGUAGCGUAAAUGAACCGUUGUCCAACCCUGAUGAUAGUGCACUCGAGUAUUGCGUAGAAGCGCAGAGUCCGGUGAACAGGACCACAAGCACAUGGGAGUUCCGCAGUAAACUGUUUCCUCACGCAUUUGCGGCCGUAUUGGAUACAGAUUUAUCUGAGAGCGAGACCACACAGCGCGAACUUGCAGAAUGGACGAGAAAGAGAUGUAGAAACUAUGAACGUCAGGGGGACAUAUUGAGGUCGCAGCUCGGUGUACUUGUGAGCAGCGGUGCUGCCAAUGGAAAGCGCUCCGAUGCAGACGAUGGGGAUGAUGAGGCGUUUCUUGUAGGCUUGGGAGAGUGGUCACUUCAGGAAUCUUCCUCUCAGUACCUUAACUCUGCUAAGAAAAAGAAAUGUCAUCGCCAACUUAGGUGUAAGGACUCGUAUGAGUCCGCUUUACUUCUGGAACGUCAGUGGAGCGAACGCCACGCGGUCAGUCUUAAACAUUCGUGUAUGAAAGGGGCACAUCCUACUCCAGCCGCACAAAACUUUGAGCUGGGCUGUGCCAAAGACUUAUGCCGCGAUGCCUCGAGUGUCGAGAUUCACAGCAUUACCCCUGCAGCCUCGGUGGUUGCAGCAGAGAAAACCAGGAGUGUUACGGCUUGUGAGCCACCCACAGAGCAGGAGAGAAAGAAGAACCGUGGGGUUGCUUCUGAACAUGAAGGCACUCAAAACUUUGCCGAGCAUUUGGUUGUGCAGUAUUUUAUUCCCGAUGGGUCAGAGGCAGAAAGCGGGAAAUCAAGCAACGACACCAGGGGUGGAGCCUGUGGACGAGGUCUGUACAGUAUGCCGCUUUCUGUUUUCCGGUACCACUACCCGCAGUUACUUCUGGAUUUCUUGCUCCAACACUCCGUCGUUAUGGAGUCAUCCUAG